This is a messenger RNA of Parasteatoda tepidariorum (common house spider), 2887 nucleotides long. The record is from RefSeq and is a predicted model, not a curated record. NCBI's taxonomy places the organism in Eukaryota, Metazoa, Arthropoda, Arachnida, Araneae, Theridiidae.
AGAUAUGUAGCAUCCCCUCUAUUAGUCCAUGCCUUCGACCAAACGGACGUCACGGUGAAUGUGAACUUUGACAUCCCUGCUCUAGUCACUAGUCAUCAAACAGAUGGUCUCCUAUUUUUUGCACUCCAGUGUUUAAAAGUGCCUUGUUUAUUUGGUAAGGUUGUUUGUGAUUAUCUAUAUAACCAAGCUUCAAAGUAUGCGUUCUGAAAAUCUUCUAAAUUGGAGCUGCAUUGAUAAUAUGAAUGACUCAAAAAAUCGAAAAUGGCUUGGAGUGGAACUUUUUAUUAGAUUUAUUCUACUGAUUAUUUUUAUAGUUUUGGAGUAUGCUGAACCUUUUCAUAGAAAAAUUCACCCUGAUGAACUGUGGUUGUAUAAAAAUCCAAGAACUGAAAGUUAUUUUCCUACACGUAUACUAUGGGUUUUUAUCUGCGUUGUUCCAUUCUGUAUAAUAGUCAUCUCUAAUUUAAUCGUAAAAUGCAAACUGGAUGCUCUGCAAGCAUUUUUGGCUCUGACUUUAAAUUUUGGAAUCAAUGGUCUUCUGACAAAUUCUGUGAAGCUCAUUGUUGGCAGACCCAGGCCCGAUUUCUUUUACCGUUGUUUCCCAGAUGGCAAUGGAGAUGUAAAUUUUCCUUGUACUGGAAAGAAAGAAGACACGAUUGAAGGUCUUAAAAGUUUUCCAAGUGGUCAUUCCUCUUUUGCUUUUGCCAGCAUGACAUUCUGCAGUUUAUAUUUGUGUGGGAAAUUAGGAGUGUUUAGCGUGCGCGGACGUGGAAAAUCAUGGAGGUUGAUUGUUUCUUCGCUUCCUCUGUUUCUUGCUUUAACCAUUGCUCUGAGUAGGACGUGCGAUUAUCACCAUCACUGGCAAGAUGUCUUGGUUGGUUCUCUUUUGGGACUGUGUGUUGCAUAUUUGUGCUAUUUUCAGUACUAUCAUCCUCUGGAUAGUUUAGACAGCGCUUUACCCUUUAUGGCUGUUAAUUCUUCACAGGAGUUGAAUCAAAUGAAAAAAUGUGACAGCUUGGAAAAUGUUGCUGUGAAAUGGAUUUAGUCAAAAAUCCUUUUUUGUAUGUGACAUUUUAAGGGCUGAUGAAUCAUCAUUCAGCAUAAUCUCAAAAAUCCUAACUUUGUCUAGAUCUAGAUGAGAAGGGAAAAAAUAACUAAGUCUAUCUUAAAACAAUAAUAAUAAUAUGGAAAUGCCCUUAAAAAAGGAUCAACAAAACUAUGACAACCAUUUUUUUGUGAAAAAAAUAUGACAGCUUGGAAAAUAUUGCUGUGAAAUGGAUUUAGUCAAAAAUACUUUUUUGUAUGUCACAUUUUAAGUGCUGAUGAAUCAUCAUUCAGCAUAAUCUCAAAAAUCCUAACUUUGAAAAUCUAGAUGAGAAGGGAAAAAAGAAACUAAAUCUAUCUUAAAACAAUAAUAAUAAUAUGGAGAAACAUAGAAAUGCCCUUAAAAAAGAAUCAACAAAACUAUGACAACCAUUUUUUUGUGAAAAAAUGUGACAGCUUGGAAAAUAUCUUAGAACAAUAAUAAAAAUAUGGAAAUACGUAGAAAUGCCCUUAAAAAGGACCAACAAAAACUAUGACAACCAUUUUCUGCAUCUGUGGUAAAAUUUUACCAUAAAUGCAAAAAAAAAAAAAAUGGUUUAAGGAAAUUUUUAAUUUCUUUAAAUUAGUAAAUUAUAUUAAAAUUUUUAGUUAUGGUGCAUAUGAUAAAAUUUUAAAUAAAGGUUGAAAUCACACUAAUUUAAAUGUCUAAAUUUUAAAAUUGUGCACAAGAAAUUCAGUUCUAUCUGAAGUGUGGCCACCAUUUUAUCAAAAACUUUUGAAUAAUUCAUUAACUGUGCAUUAAAAUAUAAUAAACUCAAUCUUUUUAGUUCAUAGUUCUAGCCUCUAACCAGUUUGAGUUCUUACUAUGUUGAAUCUUUUUAAACUGCAAUUUUUUAACUGAACUAUAAGUUAAUUUUGUAGCAUAAUUUAAUACUUGUUUUAUAUGAUGUUUACUGAUUAUUUUUUUUACUAAUUUAAAAAAAGACUUAAGCUUUUAAUUCAUGUAAACUUCAAUACAUAUUGCAAAUUCUUUUAUUAUUGUAUCAUCCAAACAAAACAAAAAAUGUUCCUCAAAAAAACGAGGGUUCGGGGGAGACUGAAAAUUGCUUUUACUAAUUAUGAUUUUUGAAACCAAUUGCAAAUAUAUUUAUAUCUAGUUAAUAAUCUAAUAUUUCUUAAUCACUUUUAUGAAAUUAUUUUAAAUUGCUAGAAAAGAAAAGGCAAUAUAUUGAAUUAAUAAUGAAAAUGAUAUUCAUUACCUAAUAAUAAAAUUUGCGUUAGAAUUGCCCUAGUUUUAAUAUGUUCACUAAUAAACUUUAUUAAGUCAGGAUUCCAUAAAAAAAAAUAUAUAAAUAAAAAAUACAUAUGUAUUCUCUCUUGUUAAGCACAUACCUACUGAUAUGAAGUGCACAAUAUGUUUAGAUUAAAUUGUAUCUGCUUUCUCAAUUCUAUUGCAUAUCAUUUUGGUGCAUUUAAACAAUUUUAUACUAGUCUUGUGAUAAAUUGUUAUUUCAUUACAGCUUAUUUUAUAUAUUUGUUAUUAUUUAUUACAUUUACAGUUGUGUUCUAUGUUUUUAUUUGUUUACUACUAUAUCAUUUUUUCCCCUCAUUGUUAGUGAUACUUUAUUUGAAAAAUAUGUUAUAAAUUCUUUAAGUUAAUUAUGUGUCUUGUACACACAUACACUGCUUAUAUUUGUUAUAUUUAUAUUAUGUGGAUAUAGGCAUUAAAGUUGGAACAAUAAUUUUUGUUCAACCUGCAUUUUUCAAAUUAACAUUCCAUGUAGAUAACAAUUAAUAAAUUGACAUUUUUACAUAUGUGAAAAUAAAAUUUUUAUAAAAAUUG